AUGAACCCAACAAACCAAAACGAGUGGUUACCAUUUUUGGUCGACAAGAUUUUUAUUAUUUACAUCAUAAGCCCAAAAUCUCUUCUGUUCCCGACCAGUUUGAGAGCUUUGAGAAGAGAGAGUUUAAUGGCUGCGGCAAUCACAAAUUUCUUAACUAAGCCACCACGCACCGAUCUUCAUUUCAUCCCAAAAGCCACUUGUCCUAGCUCCCAUGGUUCCUUUCUACCACCUUUUGUUUCAAAGCCGAGACCAUUUUCAACAAAAUCACUCGAAAGAAGCAAACCCCCACGAUUCAUCACCAAGGCUACGGCUGCACCAGGGACAAGGAAAGCUCCGAGCGACGAGAGGGUAAAGCAGGUCCACAGCGUAGAAGAGUUCGAUGAAGCUCUUAAAUCGGCUAAAAACAAGCUUGUGGUGGUCGAAUUCGCGGCCAGCCACAGUUACCACAGCAGCAAGAUAUACCCAUUCAUGGUGGAACUCAGUCGGACCUGCAACGACGUUGAAUUUAUCCUGGUGAUGGGCGACGAAUCGGACAAGACGAGAGAGCUUUGCAUAAGAGAAGAAAUAAAGAAAGUGCCACACUUCAGCUUCUACAAAAGCAUGGAGAAAAUCCACGAAGAGGAAGGGAUUGGUCCGGACCAGCUGAUGGGUGACGUGUUGUACUACGGUGACAGUCAUUCGGCGGUGGUUCAGCUACACUGUCGGGAGGACGUGGAGAAGCUGAUCGAAGAUCACAAGGUGGACCACAAGCUGAUAGUUCUUGACGUGGGACUCAAGCAUUGUGGGCCGUGCGUGAAGGUGUAUCCGACGGUGAUAAAGCUGUCGAGGCAGAUGGAUUCAGUGGUUUUCGCGAGGAUGAACGGUGAUGAGAACGACAGUUGCAUGCAGUUCCUGAAGGACAUGGACGUAGUGGAGGUUCCCACGUUUUUGUUCAUUAGAGAUGGUGAGAUUUGUGGAAGGUACGUGGGGUCUGGGAAAGGAGAACUUAUUGGUGAGAUUUUGAGAUACCAAGGGGUUCGUGUUACUUAUUAAGAUUG
Hibiscus syriacus is the source of this 1037-nucleotide messenger RNA. Its product is annotated as thioredoxin-like protein CDSP32, chloroplastic. The record is from RefSeq and is a predicted model, not a curated record. NCBI's taxonomy places the organism in Eukaryota, Viridiplantae, Streptophyta, Magnoliopsida, Malvales, Malvaceae. Gene Ontology annotation, molecular function: oxidoreductase activity, acting on a sulfur group of donors, disulfide as acceptor.